AUGGAUUUGAUUUUUCUUCUUAUUAUUACACUUUUUGGGUUAUUAUACAUUUUCAAUGAGGUUACAACCUGUUUAAUUUUGGAUAAAGCAAACAAAAGCCCAUAUAAAAAUAAUACAUUGUUUGUUAAGACAUAUAAAGAAAGAUAUAUUGGAUGUAAGAAAAAUGACAAUUUGCAAAAAAAUCAUACUCAACAAAAAGUUUGGAGAGUAAACUCCAAAUUAGUAAGUUCUUUCGAAUCACCGAUUGUUGGAAUAAACCUAGGAAGUAUAUUAAAAAAUACAAACAAAAAUGAAAGCAAAAAUGAAAGCAAAAAUAAAUACUUAUUUUUUUCAAAAAAUAAUGUUAUAAAUGGUAGUAUUCCAAAAGGUGCAUUAAAUAUUUCAUUAAAAUUAGAAAAAGAAUUAUUUUUAGGUCGCAAUAAAAACUUAGUAAAUAAUUUAUUAUGUCUUCAUUAUAUUCCUAUAAUUUCAAAUUCGUAUUUAAAAAAAAGUUUAAACAAUUUUAGACUUUCAGAUUUAAAUAUAAAGGAAAAUGUUUUAUAUCAUUUAACAUUGAAAUAUUUAUAUGCCUAUGAUCAAAAUGCAAAAGAUAAAAAUGUUUUGGAAAUAAUUCAACAAAAUAAUUAUAAAUUUAUUUCACAACACUCUAAGACAUUAAAGAAAAUGACAAAGCAAGUUCAAAUGCAGGAAGAAAAAAAAUGUUUUAAUAAGUUAGCAAAUAAUAUGAUCACAAGAGAGAGUACCAAUACAUGGGUUGAAAAUAAGCUUGUGGAUGUGUAUUUAAAAAAUCGAAAAAAAUUAAAUAUAAUAUUUAUUAAUACACAAAAAAAAAGAAAUAUAUUUCAAAUUUACAAAAAAAUAAUAGGGAAUAUUAAAUAUUAUGAUAUAUUUGACAGAUUAAUUGUUUUAAAUUAUUUAUAUAAAAAUAAAAAAUAUAGAGAAUGUCUUUUAUUUUUUAAAAAAUAUAUAUAUAACAACAUAUUUGCACACACUACUAGCCAACAUAAAUCAAAAUAUUUUAUUAUAAAUUUUAUUAACACAUUAAAUCAAAAUAAUGUAUUAAAUUUAUAUUUAAUGACGAUACAACAUCCACACUAUUUUUUUUUAAAAUCCAUUUUGCUACCUACAAUUACUGAUAAAUAUAAAUUAAACUUUUUAACAAUGAAUGUUUAUAACUUUGUUGAAGCGAAUUUGAAAGAUACUCUCUAUUUAGGCCUUAACCAACAAAAUGGUGCAGAAAAUUUACAAAAUGGUGUAGAAAAUUUACAAAAUGGUGUAGAAAAUUUGCAAAGUUCAAGUUUACCCCCCUUAUUUUAUAUAACCAUUUUAAAUACAUUUUUGAAAAAAAAAAAUUAUUAUUUUCCUGAUCUUUUUUUAAAACAAUUUUAUUCCUACUACAUAAGCAAUAGUAAUGACUACAACAUAGGUAGCGAUGAUAAGAGUGUUUUUUUUUUAAUCACCUUAGCAUUUUCUUUGAAAAUACUCUAUAUAAAAACUACAGAAAAUGUAACAUCGUACAAUAUGCGACUGUUUGAUAAACCCAAAGAAAGUUAUUUUAUUGACAGAUCACUAAAUGAACAACACAAACAAUUUGAAACGUUGGAAAUGCUUACUCAUACAAACUUCCAAAAUUAUAAUCGUGUAAACAUAUUUGAUGAAGACCUGUUUAGUUCUAAUACAACUAAUUUAGUUGCAGCACUUGAAAUUGCUAAUAAAAUUGUGAACUUAAAUAAAUUAAAUGAUGAAAUUGAUAUAAACAACCAUUUCUAUAUUUUGCUUUUAUUGCAAUAUGUGUAUUUACUACAGUUUAACUUGAAAAAUGGAUUUCUUAAUAUUGAUAAGGAAAAAGAUCAAGCUACUUUACCAGGUAUGGAAGAAAAGAAAGAGGAUAAACUUUUUUCAAAAAUAAUUAAAGAAUAUAAAAAAAUUUUAAAUAAAAAAAUUUCUACACACCCUAACGAAGAAAUUAUAAUAUACAAUCAAGCAUUUGAAGAAUUAAACUUUUUUAUAGAAAAUUAUUUAAAUAAUAUAAUAGAUAAAAAUAUAAAAAAUGAAAAAGAACAAAAUUAUAUCUUACCCGAAAUUAUGUCAAAUUUAAUCCAUAUAUUAUCAAUGCAAAAAAUAAACAUAUCAUUUUUUUUUUCACUCUUACAUUUUCUUGACAUAAAUAAUAAUAAAUUAGUAAACAUUUGUUUAAAAAAUAAACAUAUAUUUAAAAAUAUAAAUAAAAAUAUAAAAAAAUUAAUAAUAAACCGAUUCCGAAAGGGAAUACAAACAAACAAACAAAAUAAACAAACCCCAUUCCUUUUUGACUACAUAUUAUCCGAAUAUAAAGAAAUUUAUGAGACAUAUAAAAGUAUUACUAAUUGUAGUAGCAAAACUGAUAUGAAAAAGUUAAUAAACAAAUUGAUCAAAGUAAAUAAAAGCGAGCAUAAUCUAAAAAUAUUCACAACCCCAAUAUUAGCUUUAAACUUGAAACAGCUAUUUUUUAUUUUUUAUUCCUUAAGUAAUUUGAAAAUGGAUAAAGAAAUUAUUUCUUUAUUUAGACAUGCAAUAAAAGCCAAGUUCUUAAAAAAAAAAAAUUUUAUAGACAUUUUUAAGGAUAAUGACAAAGAAAAAGAGGGCUAUACAAAUGUGAAAAAUAAUAAUAGUAUAGAAGAAAAUACAUAUUUGUAUAAACAUAUUUUUUUAAUAUAUAAUAAUUCUCUCUUAAGUUUAGACAGUUCAUUUUAUAGUCCUAAAUCAAAUAAAUGGGGGGCAAAUUAUUCAAAAUAUUUUUUCUUUUAUUCUAAUAAUCCGUUACACAUUUAUAAGUACUUAACUAACAAAUAUGAAGAGGACUUAAAAAAAGAACAAACAUAUAACCCCAUUAAGUUACAUAAAAAUUGUAAAGAAUAUGAUAAUACAAUUGAAGAAGAAUUACAAAAAAUCGAAAAUAUACAAUUUUUUGGAAUAAAAAAUAUUGAAAGAAUAAAAAAAAGUAAAAUUUUUAAGAAAUUCUUUAUUGACAAAAUAUAUAAUUUUAUAGAUAAAAAUGAUUAUACAUUAAUUUUAAAUGGGCUUAUGAAAUAUUUAUUUAAAAAUAUAACAACAUUAAGAGCUAGCCAAAUAGAUGAAAAAUUGGAAACUAGCGAAAAAAAAAAAAAAAAAAAAUUAUGGAUAAAAUAUGUUUAUUUAUAUUUUUACCUGACUUGGCAAUGUUAUUUAAAAACAAACGAAAUGUCAAAUAUCAAUUUUUUAAUUUUAUUAAAAACUAGUUUACUAAUGAAUGAUAUAAACAAUUUUAAUAAUCUUCUUUUAUUAAAUAAAGAAUUAACACAUAAAAAUUAUAUCCUCAUAAAUUCAAUGAUAAAUAGUGAUCCAAAUGUUUUAUCAUCAAAUUUGAAGCAAAGUUAUGUUUCAAAUUUAACAAAAUAUUUAGCAGUACCAACUGAUAUGUAUAUUAUUAAUAAUGAAAAACUUAUUAUUUAUAAUUUAAAUUAUUUUCAAGUUACAAAAAUAAUUGAUAAUUUUAUUAAUGUGGAAACACAAAUUAUGUUUUUUAUUGAUUAUAGACAAACCUUUAUUGAUUUAAUUAAUUUAGACAAUUUUUUUAAUCUAUCUUUUUUCAAAAAUAAUAAAUUUAUCCAAUUUCUCAAUCAACAUAAUUUAAUAUUAAAUGAAAAUAAUUUUUUUAAAAAUUCAAAAUUUGUCUUAUUUUAUGGAAAUUGUAUUAACAAAAAAAAUAAAAUUAUCAAAUAUUUUUCAAACAAUUAUAAAGAUUAUAAUAUUCGAGAGAACAAAAGUAUAAAAGACGCUCUUAUCAUAUCAGUUCACAAUUAA
Molecule: messenger RNA, 3822 nt
Organism: Plasmodium vinckei vinckei
Lineage: Eukaryota; Apicomplexa; Aconoidasida; Haemosporida; Plasmodiidae
Product: conserved Plasmodium protein, unknown function
Exons: 1
Coding region: 1-3822 (1273 amino acids)
Source: RefSeq, a predicted model, not a curated record